AUGUAGCUCACAUUAGUCAUCACAACACAUAUUUAAGCAUUUGCGCUUUGCAACUUUGUAAAAUGUUGUGGCCAACUGAUCAACUGACACUAGAGCUGCGAGCUGUGUGAGUGUUGUGAGGUAACCAGCAAUGGCAGAGGUGCAAAAAAGGCAGCAGAUGUGGUGAAAAGUAUCUAUUAGAGGUUGACAGGCAUAAAAUCAUGGUGCUGCACUUGUCCUGUUGCUGUCAUUUUAUAGUUAUUGUUAGCACAGCAGAGUUGCAGCAGUCUUGCUCUUUACAUUGUGUAAUUAUACUGAUGGACAUCUUUGCAGGAAAGCUCACUGUGUUAGAGAAAAAGAGGGCCAGGAUGGCAGCCGCUGCUGGAUCUGAUGAUUCAGCCUUGGGAAGCGACGCGGUGGAACCUAGGUGCAACUGCGCCGUCAAACUGACUUCCCUGGAGGGCAGGGUAAGCCAACUCAAAAAACAAAAGGCAGACCUGGAAUUGGGGCUUGCUAAGUCGCGUGACUGCCUUGAUGCCUCCAAGAUGGUCAAAAGACUGAAGCACAUGCUUGAGAAGGCUUCUGUUACAGAAAGUGUUUCAGUUUCCUCACGCAAAGUUGACAUCGGCGACGGGGUGCUCGUAGAGGAGGGGACCCUUGCUCGGCUGAAAAAAGAUAGUAGCAACUCAGCCUGCCGCUUUGCAAUGGGUCUCCUCCGGGCAGUCUUCACUCCUGAGGAGCUGAUUAACAAAUCUCUAUUUGGGAAGAAAUCAAAUGCCCACAAGGAAAAUGUUGUCAAAGAGGCAUUGGACCCUCGGAGGGUGAAUGCAGUGCUCGGGUUCACACUGCAAAAUUAUAAAGAAACAUCGGCACUUAAUGUGAAAAACACGCCGUCGUCGAUGCUGGCUCGUGAUUACGCUCCAGAUGCAGUGCAGCAACCAAAUUAG
Messenger RNA from Dermacentor silvarum, 926 nucleotides. RefSeq lists its product as uncharacterized. Gene Ontology annotation, molecular function: DNA binding. The record is from RefSeq and is a predicted model, not a curated record. The transcript is spliced from 5 exons. Lineage: Eukaryota; Metazoa; Arthropoda; Arachnida; Ixodida; Ixodidae. Bases 201 to 926 code for a protein of 241 amino acids.